GAGCCAAAUGGGAGGAGCUGGAGGUCAUUUGGCUCUGCAGUGAGCAGUACUUGUACUUGUCUGAAUCUGGCGCGUUCCCACCGCUCACACGUCAUCAUUGCGCGCCUCAACGAGUAUCACUGAGCGGCGUUUCUUUCCCAUGGAAUGGGCAGUAAAAAAAACAGAGCGUAGAAUAGUCAAACUAACCUCUCAGCCAGUCCUGUACAGGAUAUUAUUAAAAACGGCAAUAUUUUGAAAUGAUUGAUACCAUCGAAAAAGAAGACAAUUUAAUCAGCGAGGAGGAGGCUGCGCAGUAUGAUCGUCAGAUUCGCCUCUGGGGUCUCGAUGCUCAAAAAAGACUUAGGGGAUCACGGGUGCUUCUUGUUGGUCUCCGGGGUCUUGGUGCAGAAGUAGCAAAGAACCUUAUUUUGGCUGGGGUCAAAGGACUGACUCUCCUGGACCAUGAGCAGGUGACACAGGAGUCCAGAUAUGCUCAGUUCCUGAUCCCUGUGGAUGCAGAUGGUCAGAACCAGGCCCAGGCCUCUCUGGAGAGAGCUCAGUUACUCAACCCAAUGGUGGAAGUGAAGGCAGACACUGAUGCAGUGGAGAGCAAGCCGGAUGACUUUUUCUUCCAGUUUGAUGCGGUUUGUCUGACCAGGUGCUCCAAAGACCUCAUGGUGCGAGUGGACCAGCUCUGUGCCUCCAGGAACAUUAAGGUCUUCUGUGGAGACGUGUAUGGUUAUCAUGGAUACAUGUUCUCUGACCUUGGCCAGGAGCAUCACUAUGUAGAAGAAAAGCCCAAAGUGGUGAAAGGGUCUAAUAAGGCCAAUGAUGGUCCUGAGGCAAAGAAACUGAAGGUUGACCCCAAUGAGACUACAAUGGUGAAAAAGACCGUCAGUUUCUGCUCUCUCAAAGCAGCACUGGAGGUUGACUGGACUAAUGAGAAGGCCAAAAACAAUCUGAAGCGCAUUCCCGUAGACUACUUCCUUCUGCAAGUGCUUUUGAAGUUUCGUACAGAUAAAGGUCGUGAUCCUCAGCCAGACAGCUUUGCUGAAGACUCUCAGCUGCUCUUGCAAAUCCGUAAUGAUGUUCUUGAGACCAUGGGCCUGAGCUCUGAACUUCUUCCCAAUACCUUUGUCAGUUACUGUUUCUCUGAGAUGGCCCCAGUGUGCGCUGUAGUCGGAGGAGUUCUUGGACAAGAGAUAGUCAAGCCUUUCAAUCUAGUUCUCCACACAACCAUGAAACCCUCCGUUUUUACUAGCUGCGAAAGUGACUUUUCUGAUGAGGCGCAGUGAGAAGCGUAUGGCAGCUGCCCUCUCCAUCAGAAUCUGGGCUAAGUCCAAAAGUUUUAUCUGUUGACGGUGUAUAAAUGCCAGAAAUGACGAGGUAAUAUUCCGGUCACUGAUGAAAUCCAGCGGAGAGCGCCUGAAAUCUUCUCAUAUGAUUCCAUAAACCGAACGAGAUUAAAUAAGCUAAAGCGUAGUGAUGUAAUCAGUCAGUCUUGAGUGGAUAAUAACACCUGGAUUAUGGACAGUAAGAGGAUCUGUUGUAGUGUAGGCCAUGUAAAAACACAUAUUUGCUCCAGUUGCACACAACAGAAUACGGUAAAUGGUAAACGUCAAUAUCUCUCUUGGAGGGUGAUGUCAUCCCGGGAUGCGGUGGGGUCUUCGUGAGGGUGGGGAUCAGGGCUGAGUGGGGUGAUGGAGUGAACGCCGUUGUCUCAGAGGCGGUGGCUGGGCAGGCCUUGAACCCACAUGGCGGUGGAGUGAAGCCAGGCUGUCUCGCCAUCUCCCUGCAUGAUGAAACAGGCUGCAAUUCGCAUAUGGCUCUCUGUUUCUCGCUGCCCCUCGCCCAUCAGUCUCUGUCGCCACAAUGGAGAACGAGUCUGAUGCGUUCGAUCAAAGCAGUUAAUUAGAGAAUUCAAGGUCUUUGGCGUCUGACGUGUCUGAAGAUUUGUUUGCAUGUGUU
Sinocyclocheilus anshuiensis is the source of this 1947-nucleotide messenger RNA. Its product is annotated as SUMO-activating enzyme subunit 1-like. Bases 237 to 1274 code for a protein of 345 amino acids. The transcript is spliced from 9 exons. Gene Ontology annotation, molecular function: SUMO activating enzyme activity. Gene Ontology annotation, biological process: protein sumoylation. Gene Ontology annotation, cellular component: SUMO activating enzyme complex; cytoplasm. The record is from RefSeq and is a predicted model, not a curated record. NCBI's taxonomy places the organism in Eukaryota, Metazoa, Chordata, Actinopteri, Cypriniformes, Cyprinidae.